GGGAAAAUUCAUAUCGAAACCCGACUAUAUAAUCAUCCCGUGGACCACCAUGGAAUCAGUAUUGUGAUCUAGCUCAUCUUGAGUUAACACCUGUCCUCAUUCUUUCCAAAGGAGAUACCUUAAAAGAAGAAAAAUUACAUCAAUCAUGAAGCUGAUCGUAGCUCUCGCUGUCGUCGUCGCUGUGGCCUAUGCUGCUCCUCAGGGUCAUCCCGAAGAGGUGGUCCUCGUCAAAGAAACUCCCUCAGACAACAUUGGACUCGGUGGUUACAAUUACGGCUAUGAACUUUCUAAUGGCCAGGCUCAUCAAGAAAGCGCCGAAUUGGUAAACCAAGGAACCGAAAACGAAGCAUUGGCUGUUCGUGGUAGCUUUAGCUGGGUUGACCCUCAAACCAGCAUCAGAUACACGGUCAACUACGUCGCCGAUGAGAAUGGUUUCCAACCACAGGGCGAGCAUAUCCCUGCUUAAAUUGUACAUACUAGCUUUAAAUAAAUAUCACUCUUAAGUAUA
Molecule: messenger RNA, 508 nt
Organism: Osmia lignaria (orchard mason bee)
Lineage: Eukaryota; Metazoa; Arthropoda; Insecta; Hymenoptera; Megachilidae
Product: flexible cuticle protein 12-like
Cellular component (GO): chitin-based extracellular matrix
Molecular function (GO): structural constituent of chitin-based larval cuticle
Source: RefSeq, a predicted model, not a curated record